AGUCCUUGCGCCUGCACAGCAGGCAGUGAAACCACUGAGCUAAAUCCCCAGGCCUCAACUGGCCUUUAUAAUUUAGAACACUUCUCUAAAAAGGGGAGGAAAAAAAGCAAAGAGGGUAAAAUGCAAUGCUAAUAGUGUUAGAAAAACGUAGAAGCUGGGUACAGUGGCACACACCUGUGGUCAGUUACUCAGGAUGGAGUGUCCCAAGUUCAAGGCCAGCCUGGGCAACUUUUCAAGACCCUAUCCCAAAAUUUUAAAAAAGUAAGGGCUAGGUUGUAACUUAGUGGCAGAGUGCUUGCUUGCCUGGCAUUAUCACAGCCCUGGGUUUAAUCCCCAGUACCACAGAUAAAAGAAAAAUUGCUAGAAGAUGGCAAAGGACAACUUUGAUUUGAGAGUGACAAAAUGAGUCCAGCAAGGACCACAUGGCAGAGAAGGAAGCAGAACGACAUAAAAGAAAAAAAAAAAUCACUAAAAUCCUCACAUAAUUUUGAGGUGAACAUACGUAAUAGUCUUUGGGCAUCUGUCAACUUACAGUCUUAUAUUUGAGAGAAAAGGAAUUAUUUUACCUUGAAUUAUAAGUAUGUUAUUUUAUUAAUCAAAAUAGCUAACAUUAAGUUCUUGCUGUGACAGGCUCAAUGCUAAAUGCAUUUUAUCCUCACAGCAACACUUUGUUUUGUUUUGUUUGUUUGUUUUUUGAGACAGGGUCUCCCUAUGUAGUUCAGACUGGCCUUGAACUCAGUGUGUAGCCCAGGCUGGCCUCGAACUUGGAGCAGCAAUCCUCCUGCCUCAGCCUCCUGAGUGCUGGGACUACAGGUGUGCACCACCAUACCCAGCCUACAGCAACACUUUGAUAUAGAUGCUACUGUUAAUCUUCGAGUACAGAUUAGAAACUAAGUCUUUAAGAAAGCUGGGUCUGGUCUGGAGUUUUCUUGCAGAGCAUAAAUUAUUAGGAAACAUUAAAAAUGUAGCUAAGACAGCUAAUAAGGAUCACUUGGUUAUGGCCUAUAACCAUCUUUUUGAAACUAAGCGUUUCAAAGGUACUGAAAGUGUAAGCAAAGUGACUGAGCAAGUGAAAAAUGUGAAGCUUAAUGAAGAAAAGCCCAAGGAAACCAAGACUGAAGAGACUCUGGAUGAGGGUCCACCAAAAUACACAAAAUCUAUUCUGAAAAAGGGAGAUAAAACCAACUUUCCCAAAAAGGGAGAUGUUGUUCACUGCUGGUACACAGGAACGCUACAGGAUGGGACAGUUUUUGAUACUAAUAUUCAAACAAGUUCAAAGAAGAAGAAAAAUGCCAAGCCUUUAAGUUUUAAGGUUGGAGUGGGCAAAGUUAUCAGAGGAUGGGAUGAAGCACUCUUGACUAUGAGUAAAGGUGAAAAAGCUCGACUAGAGAUUGAACCAGAAUGGGCCUAUGGAAAGAAAGGACAGCCUGAUGCCAAAAUUCCACCAAAUGCAAAACUCGUUUUUGAAGUAGAAUUAGUGGAUAUUGAUUGAAACAGUAUUUCAGAUCUGAAGACAUCAGAAAGUGAUUAAAACUUGGCCUUGAAACUUAGGUAUCAUCAACUGGAAAAUUCAGAAUUAAGUUAAAUUUACUUGAUCCCAAUUUUUGAGAAAUGUAACCCCUUAUAAGUCCCUGAAGUCUAAAAUAUUUUACUAUAGCUGUGUGAAAUACUGGUUAAGGAGAACUGUAUUUCUUUUUACCUCAUGUUGUAAAACUGAAAAGUUCAAUUAAAAAAAUAUCCACUGUCUUGA
Molecule: messenger RNA, 1750 nt
Organism: Heterocephalus glaber (naked mole-rat)
Lineage: Eukaryota; Metazoa; Chordata; Mammalia; Rodentia; Bathyergidae
Gene: Fkbp3
Product: FKBP prolyl isomerase 3
Molecular function (GO): peptidyl-prolyl cis-trans isomerase activity
Source: RefSeq, a predicted model, not a curated record